This is a messenger RNA of Pestalotiopsis fici W106-1, 1011 nucleotides long. RefSeq lists its product as uncharacterized. NCBI's taxonomy places the organism in Eukaryota, Fungi, Ascomycota, Sordariomycetes, Amphisphaeriales, Sporocadaceae. Gene Ontology annotation, biological process: mitochondrial proton-transporting ATP synthase complex assembly. The record is from RefSeq and is a predicted model, not a curated record. The transcript has 2 exons. Gene Ontology annotation, cellular component: mitochondrial inner membrane. The coding region runs from base 1 to 1011 and encodes 336 amino acids.
AUGUCAUUCCCCCGAAGGCCGCAGCUCCUGUGCCUGCUCUGCCAAUGGCGCUCCUUUAGCACUUCGUACCGCCGGUUUGCCAAGGAGGCUGAGAAAGCUGCCUCGAAACCGUCGAUAACCAAUUCUACCUCUUCUUCCCCGGCGCCGCAAAAAUUUAUACCCCCAUCGCCCUUGGAGAAUGCGCCUCGAGGAUAUGGAAAGCGGGUGGAGGAGUUUACGCCGGUGCCGUUGCCCCGGCCGAUAGGCAUGCCGCAUCCGCCCGAGCCUGGCCAGAACACCGGUAUCGACAACAGAUCUGUGAGACAGAAGAGAGAUGAUUUCGUCAAUUGGGACAAGCACUUGGCCAGACGUGAGCAGCUUAAAACCCAAUUUCGGAAACCGUACUUUCGCGACUGGACCAACCUCGAACACCACAAAGGCAAGACCUUUAUCAGCCCGCUUCGACCCUUCAAGGGAGACCUCUCGCUGUGGUUCCCGAACUUGUACGGUACAACUCUUUCCAAGACGGAUAAGGGUCCUCACGACACGACGCCCAUCCUUGCGGGCAAGAUCACAAUAGUCAGUGUCUUUAGCGGCCAGUGGGCAGAGGGCCAAGUCAAGAGUUUCGUCUCUCCCGAGGACAAUCCCGAGCUCCAGGCUGUGCUCAAAGAGCACAAGGGCAAGGCGCAACACGUGCGCAUCAACAUUGAAGAGGACGGGCUCAAGGCAUUCUUGAUCAAGCUCUUUACGAACUCCAUCAGAAAGACCAUUCCCGAAGAGGACUGGAACAAGUACUUUGUGGUGCGCAAGGGCGUCUCGGACGAGGUCAAGGAGGCCAUUGGCAUGCUCAACAGCAAGGUUGGGUACGUCUACCUCCUGGAUGGCGAGUGCAGAUUACGCUGGGCAGGCAGUGGCUAUUCCGAGGGCCACGAGCGUGUCGGCUUGGUCACGGGUCUGAUGAGACUCCUCGACGAGGGGAAGGGAGUCAAGAAGGCCAAACUUGCUGGCUCCGCUGCUGCGCUGAAGCUGUAA